Sebastes umbrosus (honeycomb rockfish) is the source of this 3551-nucleotide messenger RNA. It is a transcript of the gene enpp2, whose product is annotated as ectonucleotide pyrophosphatase/phosphodiesterase 2. The record is from RefSeq and is a predicted model, not a curated record. The transcript has 25 exons. NCBI's taxonomy places the organism in Eukaryota, Metazoa, Chordata, Actinopteri, Perciformes, Sebastidae. Gene Ontology annotation, molecular function: phosphatidylcholine lysophospholipase A1 activity; alkylglycerophosphoethanolamine phosphodiesterase activity; zinc ion binding. Gene Ontology annotation, biological process: phosphatidylcholine catabolic process; immune response. Bases 176 to 2812 code for a protein of 878 amino acids.
AGCACCAAUAAUACUGGUUGGUAUAAUACCGGUCCUCUCCAUCCAGUCACCGCCCCCUCCCUUCCUUCCUCCUCGCUCCUGUCCAACGGUCCUCCUCUCCGGUGGUCCUUCGGUUUCGGAGUCAGCAUCACUCACUCUCCGACCUACAGCACUACAGGACUAACGACGGAGGAACAUGUUGCUUCACAAACUGUGUGUUUGGAUCCUGUCGGUCCUGUGUGGCUCUGACGUGUGUUGGGGAUUCGUCUAUGACCGGCCCAGACGCUCUGGAGAGGACGGGACGUCAGCCAGGACGGAGUCUCGCUCUGCAUCUCAGUACGUGCCGACCUCCGGCUCAUGCAGGAACAGGUGUUUUGAGCUGGUGGAGUUGGAGCCGCCGAGCUGCCGCUGUGAUAACCUGUGUAAGACCUACAACGGCUGCUGCUCCGACUUCGAUCAGCUCUGCCUCAGGACAGAGGGGGGUUAUGAGUGCAGUAAAGAUCGGUGUGGGGAGACUCGAAAUGAACAACAUGCCUGCCACUGCUCUGAUGACUGUCUGGCCAGAGGAGACUGCUGCACCAACUACAAGAAGCUGUGUAAAGGAGACACUUCAUGGCUGCAGGAUGAGUGUGAGGAGAUCAAGACAUCUGAAUGUCCUGCUGGGUUUGUGCGACCGCCACUCAUCAUGCUGUCAGUGGACGGAUUUAGAGCUUCUUAUGUGAAGAGAGGAAACACCGUCAUACCCAACAUCGAGAAACUGAGAACAUGUGGAACCCAUGCUCCCUACAUGAGGCCUAUGUACCCCACAAAAACCUUCCCCAACCUCUACUCCCUGGCUACGGGUCUCUACCCAGAGUCUCACGGUAUCGUCGGCAACUCCAUGCAUGACCCGGUGUUUGAUGCCACCUUCACCCUGAGGAGCCGAGAGAAACUCAAUCACCGCUGGUGGGGAGGACAGCCAAUCUGGAUCACAGCGCUCAAACAGGGAGUGAAGGCUGCCACCUUCUUCUGGCCUGUUGCGAUCCCAUUGGAGAGGCGGAUACUGACCAUGCUGCAGUGGCUCCACCUCCCUGAAGGAGAGAGGCCCUACAUUUACGCCAUGCACUCUGAACAACCAGACACAUAUGGACACAAAAUGGGACCCAUGAGCCCAGAAUUGAACAACCCUCUGAGAGUGAUUGACAGAAUUGUGGGCCAACUGAUGAAUGGACUUAAACAGAUGAAACUGCACCGCUGUGUCAACAUCAUCCUGGUGGGGGAUCAUGGUAUGGAAGAGGCCCACUGUGAUCGCACCGAGUUCCUCAGUAACUACAUGACCAGCGUUGACGACAUCAUCCUCAUCCCUGGGUCUCUAGGCAGAAUACGCUCGAGAAACCCCAACAACCCCAAAUAUGACGCCAAGGCUGUUGUUGCAAAUUUAACAUGUAAGAAGGCAGACCAGCACUUUAAGCCGUACUUGAAGCAGCACCUGCCGAAGAGACUGCACUACGCCAACAACCGACGCAUUGAAGACAUUCACCUGCUGGUGGAGAGGAAGUGGCACGUCGCCAGGAAGGUUCCUGAAGGGAGGAGGCACUGUGGCUACGCUGGUGACCAUGGAUAUGACAAUAAGAUCAACAGCAUGCAGACUAUCUUCUUGGGGUAUGGACCUACAUUUAAAUUCAAGACUAAAGUUCCAGCCUUUGAAAACAUUGAGCUUUAUAAUGUCAUGUGCGAUCUACUGGGUGUGAAACCAGCUCCCAAUAAUGGGACCCAUGGCAGUCUGAACCACCUGCUGAGGAGCCCCUCCUACAGACCCACCAUGCCAGAGGAGCUCUCCAGGCCGGCAGCCUCUGGCCUGCUUCCUGCAGGAACAGACGAUCUGGGCUGCAGCUGUGAUGACAAGUUGCGUGUAAAAAGUAGGGGCCAGAGAAGUUUGAAAGUGACCCUUGUACGAGGCUAUAACCUGGAGUCACUCUGGCUCUGUCUCUUACAGAACAAAGUGGAGGAGCUAAACCAGCGACUGAGGCAAGCUAUGGAUGACAGCAGGAACUUGCCGUACGGUCGACCUGCUGUUCUCUUCCGUACCAAAUACUCCAUCCUCCACCACAGCGACUACAUCAGCGGCUACAGCGAGGCUCUCUCUAUGCCUCUCUGGACAUCAUACGCUGUCAGCAGACAGGUAGAAGUGUCCCCUCUGCCUGAUGCCCUGUCCAACUGUGUGAGACCUGAUACCAGAGUCCCUCCAGCCUACAGUCAGUCUUGUACCAACUACAGAGCAGACAAACAGAUCACCUACGCCUUCAUGUAUCCACCACAAUUGUCCUCAACCAUAGACAAAAAAUAUGAUGCUGUCCUCAUCACCAACACCGUUCCCAUGUAUCCUGCAUUCAAGAGAAUAUGGAGUUACUUCCAGAGAGUGCUGGUGAAGAAAUUUGCCACUGAGAGAAACGGCGUGAAUGUGCUCAUUGGACCGAUAUUUGACUACGACUAUGAUGGUGUCAGGGACUCCGCUGAGAAGAUAAAAGAGUAUGUCAACGGGAUGAUACCCGUCCCAACACACUUCUUUGUGGUCCUGACCAGCUGCUUAGACUUCACACAGGCUGCAGACUCGUGUAGCGGUCCGCUCAGCAGCGCUGCCUUCAUCCUGCCACACCGGGCCAGCAAUGACGAGACCUGCAACAGCUCAGAGGAGGAGUCUCGCUGGGUGGAGGACCUGAUGAAGAUGCACACUGCUCGAGUCAGAGAUGUGGAGAUCCUGACUGGCUUGGACCUGUACCGCAAAACAACCCGGAGCUACGCUGAAAUCCUCUCGCUCAAGACCUACAUGCACACCUACGAGAGCGAGAUCUGAUAUCUGCUGCCGGCUCUAUUAACAUUCAUGUUGCUGAUCUUUUUUUCCAACCGUGGUGGAUGUAUGUGGUACAAGGAGGAGGUGUGAUCAUCUCUUCUACACUGACCGACACCAGCUUUAGCUCUCGCUGGAUGCCACGGCUGCCGUAUUCAUUUCAUCCACAUGUUAAGAUACAGCUUUAACACCACUGAGGCUGAGCUACCAGCUGUUGUACUGUUCACUUUAUUCUGUUCAGCAGUAGGAAAGAAAAGCAGUUCCUCUGCUCUGGUGCUAUUGUUUCAUGAUCAACACUCAAAUUCAAUCAAAUGACAUCAAACUGAAAAAAACUCCACAUCAAGAACAACAUGACCUACACACAUAUAUAUACUGCAUAUACAUAUAUAUAUGUGUGUGUUUGUGUAUAUAUAGUGCCUUCCUUAAAGUAAUUUACACUUGCUGCAGAUGUGCCCCUGAUAACCAAGAACAUUUUUUAAUAUAUAUUUUUAUUAUAUAUAUAGUGCAUAAACAUUUGAAUUAUUUUCUAGCAAACAAUAUUCCAUAUGUGUAAAAAUUGAUGAUUUUAAAGUGGUAAGUGAAUCUUUAAUUGCACUACAAAGCCAUCAACAGAAUCAGUCCCAGACAAAACCAUCACCUCAGUAUCAAGGCUACACAUUUUCAGUUUCCUUUAUUGAUCCACUCUGUUGACUCAUUAUGUCAUUACACUAUGAACAGUUUCUCAUUAUGUCAUUAUGUUCAGUGA